UGCAUUCUAACCUCAACCUCAUUGACAGUUCAUGGCAAUCUUCAAUCAAUUGAAGGAACUUGGGAGAGGCUUUCCCAGGUUGCUGUCAAGGGUGCUGAGUACAACACCUGUGAAUGCCAGCCCCAUCCAAAAUGUCUAAAAGGGACUCAGGUAGAUCUCCUUGACUACAUUUAUGGGUUCUUAGACAAGAAAGAGAAGAAUUGACUUAUAUGGCUGCAUGGCAUGGUGGGCAUUGGAAAGUCUGCUGUUGUGUUCACUGUAGCUGAAAAGAUGAGAGGUCUGAAAAUGACAGAAGAGACGAAGAUAGAAAAACAGCUUGGGGGAACAUUCUUUUUCUUGUGCAAGCACAUAAAAUGCUGCACCACUGGCUAUUUCUUUGCAAUGCUUGCCUACCAGCUUGCCAGUAAUUUUCCCAGUGUCUGGGAGGAUGUGAACAGAGCCAUCAUUGAAAAUCCUGCCCUUCUAGAUCCUGACAAGUCUCUUUGGGAUCAGAUGGAGGUGUUGUUUCUCUGACCUCUCUGGAAGCUUUUUCUCAGACUUUGUGACUGUCUGCCUUUGAUGUUUGUUAUUGAUGCCCUUGAUGAAUGCACACCUGAAUCACUCGGAUCUGAAUCCUUUGAUGAACCUACCUCUGAAAAUGAGCUUGCUGAUCUGAUCUCCCUGCUUGGUGAAGCUCUUUAUGAACCUGAUCUGCCCAUCGUCCACAUUCUGCUCAUGAGUCACUCAAAAGAGCAUAUCCACAAAGCUGUG
This is a messenger RNA of Suillus subaureus, 750 nucleotides long. RefSeq lists its product as uncharacterized. Lineage: Eukaryota; Fungi; Basidiomycota; Agaricomycetes; Boletales; Suillaceae. The record is from RefSeq and is a predicted model, not a curated record. The coding region runs from base 223 to 513 and encodes 96 amino acids. The transcript has a single exon.